AUGGAGCAUCGGAUAGCCAAAGAUCCCUCGAAGCGAUUUCAUCUGCCCAAGCGAAUGUCCACCGAUGAUGGAAAGCUAGCCCGAUUCCCACUCGCUUCAAUGGAGGCAUUCACUCGCCCCAUCUCUGCCCUAGCCCAGCAUCGAGUCCAUCAGCUCUCAGAAAUACGAGAAGUGUCCAGCUCCUCGAAAACGGCAAAACAUGGCUAUCCAGUACAGGAAUGGAAUGACGGUUGCAUAGACAGGCCCACAACCCCCACAGCUCAAGCCGACGCGCUCUCACAUACUACAUCAUCUGAGUAUCUUACACCAACUGCGUUUCGUUCCCACAACAAAAAUUAUACCACAGGCCUGGGAACCCGUGCGGCAAGCGCAGUCAGCUUGCCCCAUCGACCCGUCCCCGAGCGCACGUCGUCGGCGAGCAUUCUGUCGCGGGGUCUAGGUGGACCUGUACAGGCAUCGAUGCGCGAAUUGCCGACAUGGAGAAUCUCAGAAUUGGAUGGCCUGGAAACACUGGUCGACGACAAAGGUCGAGCCGGGUCUCCGGUUCGCCGAUCAAUCGGUCGCGCAGCCCAGUCAUCUGAGGUCCUCCGACCUGCCCUUGCACGCACCUUCAUUCGUACCUCGCCUCCUCAUGAAAUUCUGGACCAUGGCAGCAGUCGUCACCCCCGAGUAGAGCUUUCAAUCAGCCUUCCCUCGCCACUCUUUGUGGGAGGUGGCACAGUAGAAGGACAACUCACCAUUCAAGUGGAUGGCGGCCAGGCAAGAAAGCCGAAGAUGAAGCCAAUCUACCUCUCCAAAGCUUGCGUUGAUGUCAUUGGCGUCGAAGAAAUCAACGACGGCCGGCGCUGGAUAUUUUUGUCGCUUGCAACAGAGCUAUUCGAUCAUGAAAAUCCACCUCCACCUUCCCUGGUCACGUCGCAGACCCCGGAACCUGGUGCAGAUCUGUGUUGGGAGAUGAAGUCUGCUACGUCGGUCGUUCCCUUCUGCGUCAACCUGCCCUUGAAGCUCGGCCCCCCUCCGUACUCGUCCAGGCAGGCUUCUAUCCGCUACCUACUGUGUCCUUCGAUUGUGAUGCUCACCGUUCAUGACCCAGAGAAAGCGCUGGCCAGUCUAGCCAGUCCUCUGUUGGCCGCGGAUAUACUGUAUCUGGCAAGAGAGCCUGAUAUCCAAACGGUGAAGCUGACCGCUGGCCUUCACCGCCAGACAUGGGUCAAUGGCGCCUUGAUCUUUAUUGACGUCCACGUUGCGAACAACACGGCAAAAUCGGUCAAGAAAAUCGAGGUUCAAUUGGAGAAGACAACACUGUGGUAUACGCAUGCUCCAGCUGGAACCGCAGAGAAGAGCGCAAAUUACCUCCGUCUUCCGAAACGGACAGACGCCGAGGUGGUGAGUGGCACCACACUGAAGAAGUCAAGCACUUGGAAAGGAGUACCCUCUCAUUCUUCAGACGUUCGUACCAUCGAGCUGGAAGCGCCGCGGGGACACGUUACCAUCAGCACUGGGAGGUAUUUCGAAGUUCGAUAUUUCGUCAACGUCGUUGUGACGGUGAAAAUGUUCAAGACAGUGGCCGUCCAGCUCCCUGUAACAAUCAUACCGAUCAACUCAUUGGACAUUUUACCCAAUUCGCUUGCGCAGGUCGCCGCUUCGAUCGAAGCCAAGAGGUCUAAAACAGUCCCAGUCCCGCCUCCUGGUCCUAGCCAUGCAGCACACCACCAGGGCCAAGCUUUUGCAGCUCCAAUCCGACAGUCGGCCGAAUAUGCGAGACAAGAAAGAUCACUGGCCCAGAAUGACUUGGAAAGCCUAGCAGAUGACAUUGACAGGUCUCCUCGGCGACUAGCACAUAUCCACACGCAAUGCAGAGGAGGUCUUUCUGGUGCAACCACAGACGAGAAUGUCGCUCCUGGACGCCCAAGCGUGGCAUCAUCAUCACACCACCAUCUCCACAGACAUGCGAGCUGUUACCACUGUCAGAUCACGGCCGAGAAUUGCUCGCCAGCCAAACCAGUGGGUCCCCGCUUGCCCCGACUUCAAGUCUCGACGUCUGGGCUAGGAUUUUCCGAGUCUGAGUUUGAGAUACCUCCUGAUUCGCCACCUCGAAAAGUCAUGCUGAGUGAGCAGGAACGAGGCAUGAUCAAUCGUCAGAAAGAGCUCCAGAGUCGACAACAACGGAGUCAGGGAAUGCCAAAGAAACCGAAUAGGGACAUGAGACGAGACGUCGACGUCCGCGCAUCGAAGGAUCAGCUCAGCUAUACCAACGUUGUGGCGGAUCCAGCAGCUGGUCCAAAACAAAGUGAUUUUGGAAAUCUCAGCCCUGGAGUCAGGAAAAAGGGCGAGGGCCCGGCACUUCCCAAGCCGCCAGUAACAUUCAACGGAUCUGCUGUCACCAGAUCAAGGUCCAAGACGAACCCCGAGGGAUCGAGAUAUCGACCUAGUAUCAGCAAACCUCGGCGCAAAUCAAGCACAGAUAGGCACGACCGUACUCGAGCUUCGGUCGACGGGCCAGUAUUCUCAGCUAUACCUCGCAAAUUUAACAAGGACCUGACACAGCGGGGGAGCUUGGAUCACUUGUUCUGA
Fonsecaea nubica is the source of this 2574-nucleotide messenger RNA. RefSeq lists its product as hypothetical. The coding region runs from base 1 to 2574 and encodes 857 amino acids. The record is from RefSeq and is a predicted model, not a curated record. The transcript is spliced from 3 exons. Lineage: Eukaryota; Fungi; Ascomycota; Eurotiomycetes; Chaetothyriales; Herpotrichiellaceae.